GUAGAGAGAGAGUGGAUAGAGAGAGAGAUAACCACGAUAGAGCUCAACUGUAGAGAGAGAAAGGAAGAGAUCUAGAGAGAGAGACGGUGGUGCGAGUUUUGCGAAGAUGGAUAAAGCCUUGAGCAACGAUUCCUCAUCGAUUUCAUCUUCGUCUUCCUCCACAGGAGCUAACAGAGAAAUGUUCCUCAAAAAUGUUCACCGGAAUUCGCACAAGAUUUCGAAGCCGAUUCGGAAGCCUCUCCUGCCGCCGGCGGCCGGAGCUUCAUCGGCGAUACCGAUUCCGGAGCCUAAUCCGAUGAAUUCGACUCAAUCUCAGCCACAAUCGCAGCAACCGCCGGUGUACAACAUCAACAAAAACGAUUUCCGCGAUGUCGUGCAGAAGCUCACUGGCUCGCCGGCUCACGAGCGCAAUCCGACGCCGCCGCCGCCGGCGGUUACUCACCCUAGACCGCCGAGCUCUCGCCUCCAGAGGAUCCGCCCGCCGCCGCUGGCUCAGAUUGGUAACCGACCUACGCAGCUGACGCAGCUCAUUCCUCGCCCCCAAAACGACGCCGGUCAACGAUUUUCAGCGCCGCCGCUGCCGCCGCCGCAGGUGCAACCGUUUCAGCCGCUUCCGCCGCUUCCGUCUGUGCACCCUGCGGCGGAGUCCCCGAUCUCCGCUUAUAUGCGGUUUCUGCAGAGCUCUGCCUCCUCCCCUGCUCCGCCGCCUAUGUGGAACGCAGUCGCGCCUGUCGCACCUCGUCCUGACUCUCUUAUUCCUCAGACCGAUUUCAGCCACCGUCCGCCAUAUCCGCCGCCGACUCAGCCUGAAUCUCCAAUUUCCGCUUAUAUGCGGUACAUCCAGAGCUCCGCCUUAUCUUCAUCAGCUGUUUCACCUCGGGGGAGCGGCGUACCACCGCUACCACCGCCGCCGACGCCGCUUCACCCCCAUCCUCCACCUGCCCCACCGCAGCAGCAGCAGCAGCAGCAACACCACCAACCGCCGCCUCCGUCCAAUACCUUACCGCCGUCCCCUUUUCCGGUGCUUCCGCUGUCUCCUCUGCCAUUUGGAUGCGCUCCGUCGCCUAAAUCCUCGUUUGGUUUGCUUUCACCGAGCUUCCUGUUUUCGCCGACUGGCCAGUUAGGGUUUCCGCAGCUGCCAUUGUCGCCGACUCUCCCUGUUCCAAGCCCUAGGUGGAAGGGCAUUUAAGGAAUUUCACUAUACAAAGAGUGAUGAAUUUCAAUAUGCAUAUGUACAUGGUUUGGGAAGAUUAUAGGGAAAUAUGAGCACAGUGUAAUGUAGUGGAACAACAGAUUUAGGCAAGAAUGGUUAAUCAGUGUUUGUUCUGUAUAUGAAUGAUGAACAAAGUGUAGGAAAUGCAAUGCAACUCUUUUCUUCCCUACUUUACCAAAUUAAACUCUUUUUUUUUAUCAAAUUUUGUGGGGCAAUUAGGCUUCAAAUUAUUGGGAUCUUGAUUCUUUAGUGUUCUUUUUUUAUCAUAUGUUAGCUCAAUUUGUGUUUUACACUAUCUGAAUAUUGUGUUGCUUUUUAGGGCUUGAUGAACACAAUCAAUUUUAGUUAUAUGGUGUUUUUAUUCUAUGUCUAUUGUAUUCCUGAUUCUAUAUUUUCCAUUAUUGGGAAGCUCACAAUGGGGUUUGUUUUUACAUAAUAAUUCUGUUUUAGAAUAGAAAAUUCUUUUGGGAUGGUGGGUUUUCUUGGUAUUGCCAAAACUAGAAGUUGGGGAUGGCUUGAGGAUGAACAAACACUAUUUAUGGCUAUUGUGGUAAUAAUGAUAGUUCAAGAAAGUGUGGAAAUAAUGUCUUUUACAUUUGAGCCUACAUAUGAUGAAUUGAUUUGAAUUGAAUUUAGGAGAUGUUUUCAAUUUUUUUUGUAAAUGACACUCCCCUUUACAAUGGAAAGUAGAAUUGAAAUUUGUCCUAAGUAAAUAUUUAAUGUAUAGAAGAGGAGUGUUAUUAGGCCUUGAGAUGGUGACGGCGAACUUUGAACAAAUUCUCACGGGUGAAAACACGUGUAAGUAUGAUUAUUAAAUUCGAACCAAUUUUGGUGCUACUUUUUAAUAGGAAGUUACUUACUAUGAUGUGAGAUUAGUGUAGCACGGCCGAACCAUGUGUAACAUGAUUGUUAAAAGUCCUUACACGCUUGUUAUGUUUAAGGAGUCGUGGAAGGCUGAAGAUGUAUAUAUUUGAUAGUUUUAAAUAAGGUAAUGGGUUGGGACUAAAUCCCGAAUGCUCGAUUCUUGUAAUUUCCUUUGUUCGCUCGUAGUUUACGUGUAUCUUUUAAAAUAGUAUAUGCCCUGUUGGGAUUACACUCCCUAUCACUUAGUUAUUAGAAUUUGGGAUUCAAGAAGUUGAGGUCCUAAUGAAUUAUAAUGUAAAAAUUAAAAUGAGAGAUAUUUUGAAAAUAAUAAGAAGUUAUAUGUUAUAUUUUGUGAGAUGAAAUAAGUAUUUGAUAUGAUCCUGGGACAAGUAUUUUACAAAAUUUUAUAGGUACAACAUUCUUAUUUAAUUUGUAUCAACCAUUUUAAUUAACUGUUUGCUGUUGAGGUAAAUUAUACUUAAAAAAAAAACUAUUGCAAGAUAUUUAUUUUUUAUAUGUUUGUUUUUAAAGUACAGGCAUGAUGUAUAUAAUUCAAUUUGCCCUUGCUUUGUUAUGAUCAAAUUAUACAGAUUUUUGAAGACUUACUUCCCUUUAAUUAAUUGCCUUAAGGAAGAUGCUUUGUAAUAAUGCAUACUAACCUCAAAUGAGAAAACUAAAGCCUGAAAUUAUUUUCAAUAUCAAAAUUUUAAUAAUAUAUAAUUAUUAUAUAUAGAAAAUAUCUUUUGCACUCAUACAACCAAACAAAU
Andrographis paniculata is the source of this 2844-nucleotide messenger RNA. Its product is annotated as VQ motif-containing protein 9. The transcript is spliced from 2 exons. Lineage: Eukaryota; Viridiplantae; Streptophyta; Magnoliopsida; Lamiales; Acanthaceae. The record is from RefSeq and is a predicted model, not a curated record. Bases 107 to 1189 code for a protein of 360 amino acids.